AGAUUGAAGUUUAUAUGUUAGAUGUGUAAAUGCAUGGAAAUUGAGUGGUGUGUGUGUGUACUUAAUUCUUCUAAAUGCAGGAUAUGGUGGUAGGGGGGACUGAAACAAGUUCAAACACCAUAGAAUUCGCCAUGGCUGAAAUGCUAAACAAACCAGAAACGAUCAAAGAAGCACAGAAAGAGCUGGAGAGAGUAGUAGGCAGAGACAACGAAGUAGAAGAAUCGCACUUACCCCAUCUCCACUACCUCAACACGAUCAUCAAAGAAGUUCUCAGGCUUCACCCCGCCCUGCCCCUCUUAGUUCCGCACUGCCCAAGCUCGCCGUCCGCCGUCGGGGGCUUCGCCGUGCCGAAGGGAAGCCGAGUGUUCAUCAAUGUGUGGGCGAUUCACAGAGACGAAACGCUGUGGAAGGAUCCGUUGGAAUUUAAGCCUGAGAGGUGGAAUUGCGGGGGCGACGCAGCUGAAGGGGAGUUCUGCUACUUGCCCUUUGGAUCCGGGAGAAGAAUUUGUGCGGGGAUUUUAAUGGCGGAGAGGAUGGUUUCGUACGCUCUGGCUUCGCUUCUCCAUUAUUUUGAUUGGGAGUUGCCUCAUGGAGCAUUAGGGAUUGAUGUAUCGGAGAAGUUUGGGAUUGUUUUGAAGAAGGCGGAGCCCCUCGUUGUAAAGCCCGUCCUGAGGGUCUCCAAUUUGGAGCUGUUUUGUUAA
Phalaenopsis equestris is the source of this 701-nucleotide messenger RNA. Its product is annotated as geraniol 8-hydroxylase-like. Lineage: Eukaryota; Viridiplantae; Streptophyta; Magnoliopsida; Asparagales; Orchidaceae. The coding region runs from base 75 to 701 and encodes 208 amino acids. The transcript has a single exon. Gene Ontology annotation, molecular function: oxidoreductase activity, acting on paired donors, with incorporation or reduction of molecular oxygen; monooxygenase activity; iron ion binding. The record is from RefSeq and is a predicted model, not a curated record.